UUACUGAGAUGCAGAAUGCAAUGGGCAGACAUGCAGCAGCAGACACAGGACUUGUUUGUCUAGCAGAUGAGCGUGCUUGCUAGCUUGCUGUGUGCCUGGGCUUUGUAGGAAGUGGAACAAGACUUGCUUUCUUCUGCUUUUCUGUUUUUUUGUGAGAAAAUCAGCUGCAGGAACACAAGGCCCAAGAUGUUUUGCUUGACCUCAAAUGUCCUGCAGCAAAGUUCAAUGGGAGUAAAGUUUUUCAGUUGUGUAUAAAGCUCCUUGAGGUCUGUUGUCAGGGCUGCGUUCCAGGAUCCCUCCUCUUGGAUUAGCUGUCAGCAUGGCGGCAAGCAGAAGUCGCCCUGCUAUACGCAGAGUGGCAGUAUUUGGGGGCACCCAUGGAAAUGAGUUAUCCGGAGUCUUCCUAGUUAAACACUGGUUAAAACAUGGAGGGGAAAUUGCCAGACCGGGCAUGGAGGUGAGACCAUUUAUUACCAACCCAAAAGCUGUGGAGAAAUGUGUUAGAUAUAUUGACACUGACCUGAACCGAGUUUUUGACAGUCAAAGUCUUAGCAAUGAUCAUGCAGGAAAAGUACCAUAUGAAAUAGAACAAGCACAAAAAAUCAACUCCAUAUUUGGUCCAAAAGGGAGUAAAGAUGCUUACGAUGUAAUACUCGACCUGCACAACACCACUGCACACAUGGGGGCGACACUGAUCCUUGAGAAUUCUAGAGAUGUUUUCUCUAUACAGUUGUGUAAAUACAUUCAGAAGUCCAUGGCUCCCGAACCUUGUGCUGUGUUGUUAAUUGAACACCCUGAUGUAAAAUAUGCAACAACUCGCUCUAUAGCAAAGCAUUCAAUUGGUGUGGAGGUUGGACCUCAACCACAUGGGGUGAUUCGAGCAGAUAUUCUACAUAAAAUGAGGAACGUAGUAAAGUAUGCAGUCGACUUCAUGCAAUAUUUUAAUGAAGGGACAGAGUUUCCACCCUGUAGUAUAGAAGUGUACAAAGUCCUGGAAAAGAUAGACUAUCCAAGGAAUGACCGUGGUGACCUUGCUGGAAUUAUUCAUCCAAGCCUCCAGGAUCAAGACUGGAAACCACUGAAUCCUGGUGACCCCAUGUUUAUUACAAUGGAUGGAAAAGUUACCUGCUACGAAGGGGAAAAUACAGUUUAUCCAACAUUUGUGAAUGAGGCAGCAUACUAUGAAAAAAGUCAAGCUUUUGCCAAAACUGAGAAAGUGACACUCACUGCACAGUCAAUUCAUUGUAACUCUAUAUAAGAACAAGUCAUUCAAGUCCUAUUAUGGUAUUAUCUUGGUGCUUGAAGAAAAGAAAAUAGUUUUUUUGCUUCUUUUAUACAAAUUAUAAACGCCCUGACUCCUGUGAGCAGAAUUUAGAUGAAAGCUCCUGGAAUUUGUAGUGGACUCAUCAAAUUCCAGUGCUGUGGGCCAUGCACUUCUGUCUCUUUUGUUACCGGAUUGAGGUUGCACUUUGCAAGACGGCUGAUUUUUACUAAAGGCAAACCUUACACUAUACAUUGACCAUGGACUAUUGGUAGUGUUCUCACCAUUUGCUGCUUUUUUAUCAGUUGUUCUGUCACUUUUGCAAUACAGCAGUAAUAAAAACUUUACCUAUACAAGGGCAGAGACAAAAAAAAAAAUAUUUCCCAGGGUUCAAAUUGGAAUUGAUGGUUCCAAUGCCCGAGCCGUGUGUAUGAUCCUGUAUGGAGGCACACGGAUUCCCUGUGGCUCUGUAUUAAGAACAAUAGGCACUCCUCCUUCCCACUGAAGUCAAUGGGACAGAGGAGCUGUAAUUACACCUGUUCACCACUGGUAUGUCGACCGCAAGCUGGUAAAUUGGAAAGAAAAGGGUGCACUUGCAUGAGCGCUGUGUUCUCUUCAAACAGCUGAUCAGCGGGAGUCGGACACCCGCCAAUCUGAUAUUGAUGACCUAUCCUGAGGAUAGGUUAUCAGUAUAGGUAACCAAUCAACCCCUCUAAUGGCAGGACUCUUUCCUUAAGGAAUAAUUACAACUCAAGCUUCACCGGACUAGAGAUCUGUCCAGUUUACAGCACUAACGUAGUCAACUUGCAGGAGUUAUUGGUGGCAACCAUGGCAUCUUUCUUCUCUAGUAAUUCAUGCAAUAAAAAUAAGCUCAAGUACUGAUUUCAUAAAAAAUAUAUAGUUUUAUUUUCACUUUUUUCACAAUGCCUUACAAUGUAUUUUAAAUAAAUAUAUUUAACAGAGAAAUAAGUUGCAGUCAUUGACUCCUUGUUAAUAUGACAUUAUUAUCUUCCAGAAACCAUAUUGCAGAUAUUAGAGGUAGGAUUCACUUAUGAACUAAAACGCAAACUUAAAUGACAGUGAAAAGCACAAAAUAAUAAAUAUACCAAAAAUGUGUACACCUAAAAUACAAACUUCUACAAAUAUUAUGAUAUAAAUAGUGUAAAAAAACACAUAAAAACAAUGUAAAAAUCCAACAUAUCAAGUCUGUUUGCUGUCACGUAGCACUAGAUUUGUGCAUCCCUGAGAUUACAAAUUCCUAGCACCAAGCAUUUACCAGAGCAGCAUCCAUAGAAGGGUGGGUUCACAUCUGCGUUCUGGCUUUCCGUUAUAAAAUGGUUAUAAUGGAAUCCAUAAAAUGGAAAGACGGAUCCGUUAUACUGCCCAUAGACUUGUAUUAUGAAGGAAUGCAAAACGUAAGCCUUUAAAGGGCAUUCCAUCUUGCUUUCCAUCCUAAUAGAAGUCUAUGGGAAAGCAUAUAAGAUCCGUCUGGGACCCGUUAUGCAGAACAGACAAAAGUCCUGUCGACAGGACUUAGUUUUUUUG
Molecule: messenger RNA, 2806 nt
Organism: Bufo gargarizans (Asiatic toad)
Lineage: Eukaryota; Metazoa; Chordata; Amphibia; Anura; Bufonidae
Gene: ASPA
Product: aspartoacylase
Exons: 7
Coding region: 320-1258 (312 amino acids)
Molecular function (GO): hydrolase activity, acting on carbon-nitrogen (but not peptide) bonds, in linear amides; hydrolase activity, acting on ester bonds
Source: RefSeq, a predicted model, not a curated record